Amaranthus tricolor (Joseph's coat) is the source of this 2085-nucleotide messenger RNA. RefSeq lists its product as uncharacterized. The coding region runs from base 575 to 1684 and encodes 369 amino acids. The record is from RefSeq and is a predicted model, not a curated record. Lineage: Eukaryota; Viridiplantae; Streptophyta; Magnoliopsida; Caryophyllales; Amaranthaceae. The transcript is spliced from 9 exons.
CGGUAGAAAAGAUAUUUUUAAAUUUUAAUAUUUUCUGGCGUGUGUUUUCUGCAUUUCACUGCUCUCACUAUCAUUCUCACUCUUCCUCUCUCUACCCUUAGUCCUUACCUCUCUAAUUUCCAUUUUCCAGCGUCAAUGCCUCUUCCAGAAUUUCCCUAAUUUUAAAAUCUACCUAAUUUUUCUAAUUUUUUUCAUUAAUUAUUUUUAUUUGCACCUUCAAUUUUUCCCAGUAUUUUUCCAUUAUUAUUAUUACUAUUAAUUAACUUUUCAAAAUUCCCAUCUUUGUUUUCCUGUUUUAUCCUGAAUUUUGAGAUUGUACUAAUUUUUUUCGGAAAACCCACCUAUCAAUGAUUGUUUUUUUUUGUACUAUAUUAGAUUUAAAAAUUGAAUCUUUAGUUAUAAAUUUGUCGAAAUUUCUGAGCUUUUUUCCUUAGAAGAAUCCUAAUUUUUGUCUGAUUUUAUUGUUGCCUAUCUUUGGUUGCAGGAAUUAAACCCAAGUUAAGCUGUGCCUUUCUGAUAUUGCUGCUUCUGGAUAUUGGACAACAUUGCAAUAUGAGGACCUGUUUCUAGAGAAAUGAAGACCUCACCGGACUCUCAAAAUGCUCCUGAAAUACAGUCUACAAACCAAGUUUCGCAUGAGUCCCAAAGUGACCAACACAACAACAAUACAGAAGCGCCAGUUGCUGACUCAGCUUCAGCUGCUGUUUCAAGUAAUGAUGGACGAAAAGUUUCUCGAGAAGAUAUCGAACUUGUCCAGAAUUUGAUUGAACGUUGCUUACAACUGUAUAUGAACAAAGAUGAGGUGGUUAAGACCCUCUUAAGUCGUGCACGGAUUGAUCCUGGAUUUACUACUUUAGUAUGGCAGAAAUUGGAGGAAGAAAAUGCUGAGUUUUUCCGGGCUUAUUACAUAAGGCUUAAAUUGAAGAAGCAGAUUGUUUUAUUCAAUCAUCUUCUUGAGCACCAAUAUCAAUUGAUGAAAUAUUCUGUACCUCCAAAAGUUCCUUUGGCUCCUAUCCAAAAUGGAAUACAUCCUAUGCCUGUUAGUUUGCCAAUGGGGUACCCCGUCCUGCAACCACCUCCAAUCACGGCCCCUGGUCAACCUCAUCUUGAUUCUAUGAGCCAUGGAAUAUCCAGCUGUCAUGUCGUCAAUGGAGUUCCUGCACCCAGUAAUUUCCAACCCAUGAGAAUGAAUUCUGGGAAUGAUAUGGUGAUAGAAGGUACCUCUGCCGAAGCAGCACCAGUAAUUCCGCCUAAUAGUGGCAUGUCAUCCAUGUCAGAUAUGCCUAUUAGUCCAACUUCAGUAGCGUCUAGUGGGCAUUUCCCGUUCAGUGCUUCAGAAAUUCCUGGGAUGGGAGUAGAAGCUUCUGCAUUGGAUACAGCAUUUCAAUCUGAUGUUGCAAAUUCAAUUGGAUUACAACUUCCAUCUGAUGGAGGAAAUGGAAAUUCUAAAGAUUCUCUUCGGUCUUUGGCUCAAAUUCCCUGGAAUUUCAGCCUUACUGAUCUAACAGCCGAUUUAUCAAACUUGGGAGAUCUUGGGCCUUUGGGAAACUAUCCUGGCUCACCUUUUUUGCCAUCUGAUUCUGAUAUCUUGCUCGAUUCACCAGAUAACGAGGAUAUAGUGGAGGAGUUCUUUGUCGAUUCAAUCCCAGGCCCUCCUGAUCAAUCUGAUGAGGAGAAACCCUGAUUCCAGUUUCUGUUCAUCUCUUCCCGAACUCCCCGUCAUAAAACCUGAACCGAAUUCCUGGUCAGUGGACUCCGAAUAAUACUCUUGAAACGAACCAAAAACAGUUGUAUUGCCAUCUACAAUACUUCUCGCAGAAGCUCGGAAGGGAUUAGGAACGUGCUAUCAGCUGUCGUCAGAUUUUAACAAAGUCUUAAACUGGUGCCGACUGUUCAUUUGUCGUCGAUUGUAUUAUGCCAAUCUAAUGAUAUAUUGAGAAAUAGUAAUGCUACACAGAAUACCCAUCAUUUAGAUGUCUUGUUUUCAAAUCCAGGAUAUAUUUUAUGUUCAUCUAAUAUCUGUAUAAUGUUCUUUUGGAUUCAUUGGUGAUGAUAACUUGAGAAAGUGCACCCACAUUUUCCCCA